ACAUCAUCGAUGUAACCGUAAACUGUAAUAGAUUAGUAAAAUGUAAACAAACAAAAUUAGUACCACCUUUAUUACCGAAACACUCUAAAACCAUAAUAAUUAAAUUUAAACUCUUAAUAAUUUAUUAUGAAUGUUAUACAUUUAGACAUUCAGCGCCUAAAAAAACAUUUCAUAAAUUAUCUGUACAAGUUGGCCGCACUGAUAUGAGAACCCUGUUCCGGUUUUUGUUUCCCCUCUGGCCCCGCUGCCGUCAGUGUAGUGUAUCGUUCACAGCAAGAGAAAAUCGGAAAAAUAUAUAGUAAUUUGCUGGAUCUAUUACUUUUUCCCCUUCUAACAAGGGCAUCAGUAAAAUAAUCCUCACUCAUCGUCCACGAUGUCCGUCGACAAGGAGGAACUGGUGCAACGCGCCAAACUGGCGGAGCAGGCUGAACGAUAUGACGACAUGGCGGCCGCGAUGAAGGAAGUUACGGAAACCGGCGUCGAACUCAGCAACGAGGAAAGGAACCUCCUUUCUGUUGCUUACAAGAAUGUGGUCGGCGCAAGACGAUCGUCAUGGCGCGUCAUUUCCUCCAUUGAACAGAAAACCGAAGGUUCAGAAAGAAAACAACAGAUGGCAAAAGAAUAUAGGGUUAAAGUAGAAAAGGAGCUCAGAGAAAUCUGCUAUGAUGUCUUGGGUUUACUUGACAAGCACCUUAUUCCUAAAGCUAGUAAUCCAGAAAGUAAAGUAUUUUACCUUAAAAUGAAGGGAGAUUACUACAGGUACCUCGCAGAAGUGGCCACAGGAGAAACCAGAAAUUCUGUUGUAGAGGACUCACAGAAAGCAUACCAAGAUGCUUUCGAGAUCAGCAAGGCAAAAAUGCAACCCACACACCCAAUCAGGCUGGGUUUGGCGUUAAAUUUCUCCGUCUUCUAUUAUGAGAUAUUAAAUUCGCCAGAUAAGGCGUGUCAACUCGCCAAACAGGCUUUCGAUGACGCGAUCGCGGAAUUAGACACACUGAAUGAGGACUCGUACAAGGACUCUACGCUGAUCAUGCAGCUGCUGCGAGACAACCUGACGCUGUGGACGUCGGACACGCAGGGCGACGGCGACGAGCCGGCCGAGGGCGGCGACAACUAGGCGCCCCGUCUCUCAGCACACGCAUUUGUUCUCAUCGGUGUUUUAUAAGAAAACGAGUAACAUUCGAGAACGCCGCGCGGCGCCGGUCACCCGCCGCUGUUGCGAGCCGUCGCUUGUAAAAAAUGUUAAAAAUGUCGUUCGCAGCGGACCUUCACGAUCCGUCUAAAAUUAAAUGUUGUGUCAUCUUUGACGGUUUUUGUAUUUCUGUAUUUACACUGGAUUACAGAUAUCGAGCUGACCUGAUGGAUAUAAAUAUUUAUAACUUAAGUUAUUAAAAUUACGGUUUCUUAAGUUAAAAGUGUUUUCCUUUCAUAAUUAGUAUCUUUACAGCCUGGUCGGCCCCAAAGUAACAUUCCUUUCGCCGCAUGUCCGCAGUGAAAUGGAGAUCAUGAUGGUGAAUAUUGUUUUUUUUUUUGAAUUAUGGAUUGAAUUUUGUUAAAAGUGCGCCCAAUCCUAUGAAAUUUAGAUUUUCAUAAAAAAUAUCCACAAUCUGUAAUGGCUGUAUUAGGGCACAAAAAACUUGUUAGUGUCUUUUAUGUGGUUUUGUGAUGUCCCGUAAAAUUUUUGAAUAUUACCAAAGGAAAACUUAUUGUUGAGAUUGACAUUAACCAUUUUGUUGUGCCCCAUCACAUAAUAAUAGAUAGCAUUCUGAAUUUUCAGGCAUUUAUUAGCAAAAUAGUUUUUGUGAUGGACAAAUUAAUAUUGUAACAUUUCUGCUGCAUUUUAUCAGCCAUUAAUCUUAUUAUAUUUUUCAUGUUUUCACCAAUAAACUUUUGUAUUAAAUACAA
Molecule: messenger RNA, 1905 nt
Organism: Plodia interpunctella (Indianmeal moth)
Lineage: Eukaryota; Metazoa; Arthropoda; Insecta; Lepidoptera; Pyralidae
Gene: 14-3-3zeta
Product: 14-3-3zeta
Exons: 5
Coding region: 374-1117 (247 amino acids)
Biological process (GO): intracellular protein localization; signal transduction
Cellular component (GO): cytoplasm
Source: RefSeq, a predicted model, not a curated record